CUACAAGCGUGUGGUGACAAAGCAGCGAGCGGCCGUGGCGGUGGUGGUGUGUUGGACUGUGGCCUUCAUCGUGGGCUUGACCCCCAUGCUGGGCUGGAACAACCUCUGGAGGCUGCAGCAGAACGGUUCCCUGAACGAGGAUCUCAUCAUCACCUGUCAGUUUGAGAACGUAAUCAGCAUGGACUAUAUGGUCUACUUCAACUUCUUCGGCUGGGUGCUGCCUCCGUUACUCCUCAUGCUGGUCAUUUACACAGAGAUCUUCUACAUGAUCCACAAGCAGCUCAACAAGAAG
Oncorhynchus masou masou (cherry salmon) is the source of this 292-nucleotide messenger RNA. RefSeq names its product adenosine receptor A1-like. Gene Ontology annotation, cellular component: plasma membrane; synapse; dendrite. Gene Ontology annotation, molecular function: G protein-coupled adenosine receptor activity. The annotation marks the transcript as partial. The transcript has 3 exons. The record is from RefSeq and is a predicted model, not a curated record. Gene Ontology annotation, biological process: G protein-coupled adenosine receptor signaling pathway. NCBI's taxonomy places the organism in Eukaryota, Metazoa, Chordata, Actinopteri, Salmoniformes, Salmonidae.